Messenger RNA from Drosophila takahashii, 1555 nucleotides. RefSeq names its product probable cytochrome P450 6a23. NCBI's taxonomy places the organism in Eukaryota, Metazoa, Arthropoda, Insecta, Diptera, Drosophilidae. The record is from RefSeq and is a predicted model, not a curated record. Gene Ontology annotation, molecular function: iron ion binding; monooxygenase activity; oxidoreductase activity, acting on paired donors, with incorporation or reduction of molecular oxygen.
ACGAGAAAUGUCGCUGUUGCUAACGUUGAUAGCGCUUUUAGUGUCGCUGCUUUUAUUCGUGGCCCGCCGACGUCUUGGAUAUUGGCAGCGGAGGGGUAUUCCGCACGAUGUGCCACACCCACUUUUCGGAAACAUCAAGGACUGGCCCAAGAAGCGACACAUCGCGAAGAUAUUUCGGGACUACUAUUUAAAAUACAAGAGCUCAAACUACCCAUUCGCCGGUUUCUACUUCUUUUUCACCAAAACCGCCGUCAUAACCGACUUGGAGUUGGUCAAGAGAGUGAUGAUCAAGGACUUUAAUCACUUCGAGAACCGCGGUAUUUUCUACAACGAGAUCGAUGAUCCGCUUUCGGCUACUUUGUUCAGCAUUGAAGGCCAAAAGUGGCGUCAUUUGAGGCAUAAGCUCACGCCCACUUUUACGUCAGGAAAAAUGAAGAACAUGUUUCCGAUUGUUGUAAAGGUUGGAGAGGAAAUGGAGAAGAUCUUCAGCGGAAAAACUACCUCUGGUCAAGGUCAAGUUCUUGAAGUGGUUGAUCUAGUGGCUCGCUAUACGGCUGACGUAAUCGGUAAUUGCGCGUUCGGCCUCAAUUGCAAUAGUCUGAACAAUCCGAAGGCGGACUUUGUCACCAUUGGCAAAAGAGCUAUAAAUGAACGUCGCUAUGGAGGACUUCUGGACUUCUUUAUUUUCGGCUUCCCGAAGUUAUCUCGCCGUUUGCGACUUAAAUUGAACGUCCAGGAAGUGGAGGACUUCUACACUGGAAUCGUAAGGGAUACAAUUGACUACCGAUUGAAGACCAAUGAGAAGCGGCAUGACUUUAUGGACAGUUUAAUCGAAAUGUACAAGAAGGAGCAGGCUGGAAACACUGAGGAUGGCCUUACCUUCAACGAGAUCUGUGCCCAAGCCUUUAUUUUCUUUGUCGCUGGGUUCGAGACGAGUUCUACAACUAUGGGCUUUGCCCUCUACGAGCUGGCCCGCAACCAGGAUAUACAGGAUAAACUGCGUGAGGAGGUUAACCGUGUUCUUGGCAAGCACAAUAACGAGUUCUCUUACGAGGGUAUCAAAGAAAUGACCUAUCUGGAGCAGGUCGUUAUGGAAACCCUUCGCAAAUACCCUGUUCUGGCUCAUCUGACGCGGAUGACCCAAACUGAUUUUUCACCGGAAGACCCCAAAUAUUUUAUUGCUAAGGGCACAGUCGUUGUGAUCCCAGCUCUGGGCAUUCAUUAUGAUCCUGAAAUAUAUCCCGAACCCGAGAAAUUUAAGCCGGAGCGUUUUACGGAUGAGGCAAUCGCUGCGAGACCCUCCUGCACGUGGCUUCCAUUUGGAGAAGGUCCCCGGAACUGCAUUGGUCUCCGCUUUGGACUGAUGCAAACCUGCGUGGGAUUGGCCCACCUGAUCAGAGGCUAUAAGUUUAGUGUCGCCCCGGAGACCCAAAUACCAAUGAAGGUUGUCGCGAAGAGCAUUCUUCUGUCCGCAGAGAAUGGGAUUCACCUUAAAGUCGAAAAGCUUACAAUAUGAUACAUUUAUAAUUUUAAUAUAAUAAUUUGUAUUUAGCAA